UCUGCCAGGAUGGACCCGUCGUCAGCGCCCGGUACCGAGUUCUUCUCGAUGGAGAACAUGGCCAAGAACGAGGCCGUCGUCGAGUUCACGCACACGGCCAUGUCGGUCGUCUCGGGCAGCCUCGCCGGCGUCAUGGGCCUCACGGGUCUCCAAGGCUUUGGCUGCAUGAUCCUGCUCUACCUCGCGACGUCCGGCGCGCUCCUCGCCAAGAUGGGCGCCGACUGCUCGCCGUACUUCAACAUGAACGUCGUCAGCUUCCUCUUCUACGGCAUUGGCGGCCACCUCGUCUCGUUCAUUCUCUUUUGGACCCUUGCGUAUGGCCUCGUCCACAUCUACUAGCUGCGCCGCCUCGUAACGUUAACUUGCUUCUUGCCCUUUCUUG
Messenger RNA from Saprolegnia parasitica CBS 223.65, 382 nucleotides. RefSeq lists its product as hypothetical. Gene Ontology annotation, cellular component: EMC complex; membrane; endoplasmic reticulum. The transcript has a single exon. NCBI's taxonomy places the organism in Eukaryota, Oomycota, Saprolegniomycetes, Saprolegniales, Saprolegniaceae. The record is from RefSeq and is a predicted model, not a curated record. Gene Ontology annotation, biological process: protein folding in endoplasmic reticulum; autophagosome assembly. The coding region runs from base 10 to 339 and encodes 109 amino acids.